Closterium sp. Naga37s-1 is the source of this 480-nucleotide messenger RNA. The record is from the annotation of a GenBank genome assembly. Lineage: Eukaryota; Viridiplantae; Streptophyta; Zygnematophyceae; Desmidiales; Closteriaceae.
AUGCACCUCCCCCACAACUCCUCCGCCUCCCCAUCCCUUGCUAGCAUGGCUCGUAAGCGUAAGGGGCAGGCCCUUAACGACUGCCCCUCGGAUCUAAACGACAUUCCGUACAUCCGCUGGAUGAACCAGCAGAUCGCCAACGGUCGCCAUCCUAGGGGAUUAUCCGCGCCGCCCGUGCUUGACGGCCAGGGAUCCGCUGCACAGUCGCCCACAGCGGCCCCGUCACGUGUGCGCCGUCAGCCUGCAAGGACGGCAGCAACGCACCGGCCAGUCGUGGAGCAAUACGACGACGACCCUGACGCCGACGACCGCGAAGAAGGGGGUGACUCCGAUGACGAGGUGGAGGAGCCCGAAGACCAGGGAAUGUCGCCCAGCGACGAAGACGAAGACGACGACGACGAUGAGGAUGCCGAGGAGGACGUCCCGGAGGAAGCACAGCCUGUCGCUCAGCCGCCGAAACGGAGCGCCGCACGCAAAUAA